UUGCCUUUCCAUAGCGCUAUCAUGUUUUAUUGCAGAUUGGGAUAAGGUGAAAAUACCCACAGUUCUAAACGGGACGUUCUUCAAAUUUAGCCCCGAAGAUUCUACUCCGACGAGGUUCAUCGGAAUGUGUGUGCUAUGUAUGCCCCGUACCGUCAAAAUCUCAGGAGCACAGACUUCGAACUUCCUCAGCCACUUAAAGAGGAUACAUGGGGAUGAAACGAUAGAAAAGUAUAGAACUUAUUUAAAGUCUAUUAGGAAUUUAAAGAAAAAAUUCGUAGUUGUCCAGUAAUUCACUUUCAACAUGCUUAGAAAUGGGGUUGGCAACUGUCAAAGGUUUGCAUAGAUGGCGCCAUCAUAGCUAGCCCCUGUCUCUAGUUUUGUUCUAUGAGAUUUGGCUUAAAGUACUGGAAUCCAGGUCACAAAAUUCCAAAAAAAAAACAAUAAUUUGACACAAUUCUAGGGAUUGACAGGGCAAGCUAUGAUGGCGCCAUCUGUUUAAUACUUCGACCGGCCAACCCCAUUAUGAUCUGAUAAAUAAAUAUGUUCAAACGACAGUUGACAAUUAACGAGAACGCUUUAAUUUGACUCUUGGAUUUUAAUCCAAUAGAUGAUACCAUAGCUCAUGAAUGUAUCCUGUACUGAAAUUGCACGAUAGAUUGUAAUUGUAUGGAACAUUUUUUUAUUGAAGAAGUAUUUUAUCUAGUUAAAAUAAUUAUUGUUCUGGAAUAUAAUUUUCAUAAUAAACAUUUUCACAACAUUAAAGUAUUUUAUAAUAAUACUUGCAGAAUUUUAUGUUCCCAUCAUACAUAUUAAAUAUUAAUUUUGUCUUCGUAAUGUUUCAGUAUUAUACAAGGGAAAUACUGAAUAAACCUUUUAACAAGAGACCUUACACCAACAUCAAAGCAUCAUAAGUUUCUUAAUUAUUCGACAUUAUAUUUUAUCACUUAGCCAGUGUAUUAAUGUAUUUAAAUCGUAUUAUAAAUACCAAUAAUACAUAAGCUAAGCCGCAGAUGGAUACACGGACAGACAAACGUAUCUAUAGAUAUGGCGAAACAUUAUAGUUCUCUGUUGACUACGGAUAUAAGUGGUAACAUAGCUGUCCUAGUCUUGUAAUUACAUUGAUUAAGUUUUCAUUCGCAGACCAAGAAGUCUGCACCUACAAAACACCAGCGGUCAUUGAGGGUACUUUCUUUAAGUAGUGUCCAGAAGAAUCUAAUGCUCACAUAUUUGUUGCGUAUUGUGUCCAAUAUCAGGUCAAAAUCCGUGGCUACGGUAACACAUCGUUCAGUUUCCUCAGUCAUCUAAGAAGAAGCCAUGGUAAAUACGCCGUGCGAAAGUACGUUUAUUUGUAGCAUAAUCGGAAUAGAACAAACCCCGAAAUUUCUUGGACAGUCCUGAAAUUUGUUAUGUAUUAAAGGCUCCUUAUUCAUGUCUAUACCAUUUGACAUUGGAUUACCUCGAGGAAUCGCAGCCAUCUUGGAAAAUGUGUACCAUCCUGGAGAAAUUCGCGUCUUACUCAAAAUCUACGUUAUCUAGGAAAAUAUGGUGUAAGACAACAUUAAAGCUUAUUAAAUUCUACACCAUAAAGUCCCAGAUAUCUUUGCGAAAAAAAUACAUCUUAUCAUACUUCUACAUCUCAUUCUUGCUGAAUCUAGGUUUAGCGCUUAUACACUUCCAGGGGACAUUCUUUUAAUAGGAAACUCGGAGGGAUAUGAAUUCACUUUUGUGUAUAUAUUUGUACAUGAUCUACCCCAAUAUCAACAUUUUACUUGACUGCGACUUCACCAGAAAGUAAGGUUAUGAGUUUAAGUACUGUUGAUUCAGUACACCCUGUAUUUUUAAAAAUAAGAUAUUGGUACAUUCCACUUGCCCUUCACAACCUGUUUAUACUUGUUAUAUUAAAGAAAAAUAAGUAGAGCCGCCUUGAGAGGACGCAGAAUUUUAAAUCAUAUUUUUUCUUCUAGCACCUAAAUUAUUGAGCGGAUUUCAAUAAAGUAGACAUCAGUAGAUCCAUAAUUGGCACACGGAGUGCUAUGCAAUACAAAAUUAUUAAAAUGAACAGAGAAAAAAUGUUUAGGGCUAAAUAUUCUGAUUGCAAAAACAGAUUUUAGGUCUUAAAUGGGGUUCAAGCAACAGUGUCAGUAACAAAAUUUGACUCAUACAAUCUCUGGGAUCCAUGUUAACGUUCCUUAAAAUUCGGGCUUUGGGGACCACGAGGAUCAGGCGGCAUCAUGAGAAGUAUACGUCUUUUUUAUUUUUUCCAUUUUUCUCAGGAUCUAUAAGUUUUGUGUGUAUUGUGUAUGUCGAAACGGAAGCUUAUUAAAUUCUCCACAGAAAUGAUAUAUGAUAUUAUGUCCCGGAAACGAAGAAAUAUUUAUAUAUAUUAUUUUAUUAUAUUAAUUUAUUCAGUCCCUAAUAAAUUAUAUAAUUGAUGUUUUUUACAUGAGCAAUUAAAAAUAACUUUUCAUAGAAAAAAACCUGUAAAUAGAAUAAUAAUGUUUUAAUUUUUAAAACAAAUGUUGGUAGGUAUGGUAAUCAUUUUGUAGAUAUCAAGAAACCUCUUAGUGCUGCGAAAAGAUCAAAACAAAGUAGGGAAAGAUUAAAACAAGAGCGUCCGGCACAAUUUGCGGGACUGUGUCAAAAGAAAUUUACAGCGACUGUUGACCGAAAGGAGGAGAAUACAUGGAUUGUCUUUUCCCUAGACAAAAAUGCAUAGAAAAAGAUGGAGAAUAGAAAAGGCGUAAACUAAAAGACAAACAAAGGAUAAUAUCAACAGAGUAGUUCAUAAUUUUGACUUGUGCUUUGACCAUUAAUAUUAAGAAAAGUCUAUCGCAAAAUAAUUUCUUUAAUGAUUCUCAGGGCCUGUUUCACAAUGUCAAAGUAAAGUAUUUGAUAGCUAAUUAACAAAUGAAUUAACUGCAAGCUAAAACUUCUGCAAAACUUAGCACUUUAUCUACCAGUUAAGCUUAUUUGAAGAUUGUGAAACGCCAACGAUGACUUUAUUCGAUAAUAUAUUUAGCUUAUUCAGGACUUUACUUGGGCAUUGUGGCAGGCCCGUAAUCCAAUUUACGAAUUGUUUGUUUUCAUGCCAUAUUUUUCUUAAAGUGGACAUAAAGGGGUCAUCGUUCAGAUAAGGUUAUAUAAAGUUUGUGUUAUAGCAUCUGUUAAAAAAAUCACUCUUUACUAAAAAUCACAAAAACAAUAUUUUUGAAGAGAAUCGUUUGGAUAGGAAAUUUUAUGUCAAAUAAAUCUCUAAGUGAAUCAGCAAGACUUGCUAUUUCUUUUUAACAGUCCGUAUUGAACAAACACUUCUCGUAUUUGUAUUAACAAUAAUACGUAUCUAUCUCAGUUUAACUUGUUUCGUUUUAGCCUCCUGUUUCGUUUUUACCGUUAUGUGAGACGUCUAUAUUUACACCAUUUUAUGAUUAAUAUCGUUUGUAUCUAAUGUAUUCUCUUCUAGAAUAUUCUUUCAUACCAACGCAUCGUGGCAAGCAUUUGUUAAUGCUGAAUGGAUACACUUAUUCUCAGAUGAAGUUUACGAAUAAUUAUUAUUGCUCUAAAAAGCAGUCUGGGAAUUGCCGAGCUAGAAUUAAUUUAGACGGCGAUGGAAGGAUUAUCAAUGGCGACUUAAAGCAUACUCAUCCACCGCCUAAGUAUAUUAAGACAGCUAGUGGAGACUAUAUUAAAGUGUAAUGAAUGCUGUAUAAUAUUAAUAGCGUAUGCAGUUAAAUUCAUCAUGUUUCUAAUCUUCAAAUUAUUGUUGUUAUUAUAAGUUAGUAAGCUAUCAAAUGUAAGAUGUUAGUUAAAAUGUUCCUUAACAGUUAAGAACUUUUCAUAAGAUAUGAUUUUUUAUUAAAUCAUGAAAUAAUAUAAAUACUUUUUAUUUCAUCACGUACACAUCGUUGAAAUUUAAGUUGCAUUGUUUUACAAUUAACCAUUCGUAAGUAUUCGCUUGUUUUGUUUUGUUCACAAUAUUGCAUACUUAUUCUGACUUACUAAAAUGUUUGUUUAUAUUAUAUGUGCAGUAAAAAGAAGAUCGGCCGGAAACUGGAUUAACAUGUACUGCACCAAAUCGCACGAUAAUCAAUAUAAGUGCAACUUAUGCAACGCAGUUCUAAUACUGCAACAGGGACAUUACGGUAAUAUGAGGCGUCAUUACAAAUUUAAGCAUCCUUAUAUAUUUUAUACGGAAUCUGAGAAAUCAAAGACAACGUGGAAAGUGAAAAGAAACGCAAAAAUGUCUAAAGCAGACACGAAGAAAAUCAAAGUGGAAAAGGGUAAUUCUAAAACUAGACUACCAAAAAGCGAUUUGCCUCAAGUCACACAAAAAAGAAGAAGAAGCGCUAUGUGGAAAUAUUUCACCAAUUUGGAAAAAGGCUUCGUUUGUUGCAAAAUUUGCAACAUGAAACUGAGAGACAGACACUACGUUGUUGCCCUACAUUUAAACAGACGGCACCCGAAGACUUUCUCUGAUCUCGGCGACUUUAAUAUAAUGCCAUUUCGACAAAGAAGCAACUUUCUUUGGAAUUUCUUUGUUGACGAAGGAAACAAAUUAGUUCGCUGUUUGCUGUGUGAUAUUACAAUGCGUAAAAAUAUGGUUAAACAUCUACAGACUAAGCAUCCAAACGACUUUGAACAGGCAGUAAGCCUCCAGAGAGAACAAAUCACUGAGUACUGUGCACCGCGUCUUUCCGUCGGCAGGAGAACCUGGGUGAAAAAAUAUUGCACUAAAAUAGCCGAUAAACAAUAUCAAUGCAACCAGUGUAAGAAAAUUCUAAGAAUGCCUAAUGGUUUCUAUGGUAAUAUGAGGCGCCACAUCAGAAUUAAGCACUCAAACAUUUAUCACGAAGAGAGUAAAACUGCAAAUACAAAAUCGGGUGCUGCAAUGGAAGAAAAAUUGAUAGAUCUAGUAGACGUUGAUAAUAAUUGUAAUGCAUUGGGUUUAAAAGAUCCUUUAGCUGAUUUUGAUUUAGGCAGCCCUGCGAUAUCUGAAACAGAUAUUGCCGCUAAUUUUCUCGAAAACGAUAAUUCGACAAACAAUCCUUACUCCGAAAUUGAUUUGGGUGCAAUAACUGAUUUACCUACUUUAGAACCAAGCUGCCAAGCAGAUAAUUACGACAAAUCCUACUUCCUUUUGGUAGAAGACGGGCAAUUUAAAUGUAUAGAAUGCGAAGAGACUGUAAUUUGCCCUGACGUCGACGAACAAGAGGCUCUUUUUACUCAUAUAAGAGACAAACAUCCAGAAGAAAUAAUGACUUUACAAGCCACCUCCACUGAAAACGAUGAUGAAUAUCAAGUGGUCGUAUUAGGCAAUAUAGACAGUUGAAUUAUGAACCUUGAAUAAUGGGUACUUUACGAUCUUAAAUUAGAGCUGUCGAAAGAUAUUUUCUGUUGUUUAUUAUUGAUCUCCUUAUUAUAACUUAAUUUGAUGAAAAGUGUGUAGAUACUAGUCGAAAUAAACAUGAAUAUAUGGAUACCUUAAGUUAUAUUAUUGUAUUAUGGUCUCAGUUAACUCAGUGAUAUAGUAGAUAUAAUCCUUGUAACAUAUAUAAUUAGUAUUACGUUUACUUUUGUUAUAUUUUAUUUAUUUUUAAUAAAAUAUUUGGGUAUUGGUU
Cydia pomonella (codling moth) is the source of this 5615-nucleotide messenger RNA. RefSeq lists its product as uncharacterized. Gene Ontology annotation, molecular function: DNA binding. Gene Ontology annotation, biological process: regulation of gene expression. Lineage: Eukaryota; Metazoa; Arthropoda; Insecta; Lepidoptera; Tortricidae. The transcript has 5 exons. The record is from RefSeq and is a predicted model, not a curated record. The coding region runs from base 4001 to 5326 and encodes 441 amino acids. Gene Ontology annotation, cellular component: nucleus.